CAGAUCAUCUGAGGACAAAAUCAAAGAAAAUGUGAAUGGAAUGUGAACAUUGUCCGCCCUCUCCAACCCCUCCCAAAGCAAGUGAACCGCUGCUGCUGGCACACUGAGGGAUUGAUCCGCCUUGCGCGCAGCACACACUGCUAGUUGGCAAAGGAGUGGCGGCGGGAGCUCGCGCCGCUCUGAUCGCGAGACUGUCGCUGACCUUGGUGCUGAACGCUUUCACCUCCCUUAACUGUCACUUUACACCUAAAAAAGUGACAGUGCGAGACAACGAACUGGACCAGUUCUUAUUUGAUCAUACCUCGUUUUUUAUUUGUUGUAAUACGAUUUUAUUUCCAACUCAAUUUGAAGCUAACAAUAAUUUAUUGACUCAAAUCUGAGAUGGCAUCGCGUGCCCUUAUCGCACGCAGGGCAGUUUGUGAGUUUAUAAUUAUGAGUAGACAGAGCCAGGGCACUUCUGAUAUCUCUCUUGUGUAGGCGGAUUUUUUUUUUUUUUUUUCGCUCGUGAAUUUUCCUCAUCUGUCUUACUGAAUCAUUGAUCCGCUGGGUAUCGGUCCGGUAUGCUCUGUCAUCUCACACAGUGACAUGGUACUUUAACAUUACCGGGGGAAAAACGAGGGAUUAUCACAUUUGGACAUGGAGACUCCGAGGGAGCCUGGUUUUGUGCCCAGCAAAGAGGGGCUGAAGCAACUAGCGGGGAAGACACUGGGGCGCAUGUACAAAGUGCUAGAAAAGAGGCAAAAACCUGGCGACAACAUUGAAUUGACCGAGGAUGGACGGCCUUCCCAGACCAGUGAGAAAAAGCCACCUUUGUGCGACUGCACGUGCUUCGGACUUCCGCGCCGCUACAUCAUCGCCGUCAUGAGCGGCCUCGGGUUCUGCAUCUCCUUCGGUAUUCGGUGCAACUUAGGCGUGGCAAUAGUGAGCAUGGUGAACAACAGCACCAUUCACCUGAACGGAAAGAUCGUCAUCAAAGAGAAGGCAAAGUUCAACUGGGACCCGGAAACAGUUGGAAUGAUCCAUGGCUCGUUUUUCUGGGGUUAUAUUGUGACACAAAUUCCCGGAGGAUACAUUUGUUCUAGACUGGCGGCAAACAGGGUAUUCGGCGCAGCCAUUUUCCUCACGUCCACACUGAACAUGUUCAUCCCCUCAGCUGCACGUGCUCACUAUGGUUGCGUCAUAUUCGUCAGGAUAUUACAAGGGCUUGUAGAGGGUGUGACCUACCCAGCCUGUCAUGGGAUCUGGAGUAAAUGGGCUCCUCCACUGGAAAGAAGCCGUCUAGCCACAACCUCUUUCUGUGGUUCCUAUGCUGGAGCUGUCAUUGCCAUGCCUCUAGCUGGGAUCCUGGUUCAGUACACUGGCUGGUCAUCUGUUUUCUAUGUCUAUGGGUGUUUUGGGAUGUUCUGGUAUAUGUUCUGGAUCUUGGUGUCAUAUGAGAGCCCAGCUGUACAUCCCACCAUCACUGCUGAAGAACGCUGCUUCAUUGAGGAGAGUAUCGGAGAGAGCGCUAAGCUGCUGGGACCUGCAGAAAAAUUCAAGACGCCUUGGAAGAAAUUUUUCACGUCCAUGCCUGUCUAUGCAAUCAUUGUGGCCAACUUCUGCAGGAGUUGGACCUUCUACUUGCUGCUCAUCAGCCAGCCUGCAUACUUUGAGGAGGUGUUUGGCUUUGAGAUUAGCAAGGUUGGCAUGCUGUCAGCCCUGCCCCAUCUGGUGAUGACCAUUAUCGUACCCAUUGGAGGACAGUUAGCUGAUUACCUUCGCGCCAAAAACAUCCUGUCAACUACAACAGUUCGGAAGAUCAUGAACUGCGGAGGCUUUGGGAUGGAGGCCACUCUAUUAUUGGUUGUUGGUUACUCGCACAGUAAAGGGGUGGCCAUUUCAUUCCUUGUGUUGGCUGUCGGCUUCAGUGGAUUUGCAAUAUCAGGUUUCAAUGUCAAUCAUUUAGACAUCGCUCCUCGCUAUGCCAGUAUCCUCAUGGGAAUCUCUAAUGGUGUGGGAACUCUGUCAGGAAUGGUGUGUCCUCUUAUAGUGGGUGCCAUGACCAAACACAAGACCCGAGAAGAGUGGCAGUAUGUGUUCCUUAUCGCUUCCAUGGUGCAUUAUGGCGGUGUAAUCUUCUAUGGCAUCUUCGCCUCGGGGGAGAAGCAGCCGUGGGCAGAUCCGGAGCAGACCAGUGAAGAGAAGUGUGGUUUCAUUGAUGAAGAUGAGCUGGCUGAGGAAACAGGGGACAUCACCCAGAGCUACAGUGCCCUGGGAGGUCCAGCCAAGACCUACGGGGCCACCACGCAGUUGAACGGAGGAUGGGCAGAAGGAUGGGAUAAACGAGAGGUGUUUGUACAGGAUGGUGUGGAAGAAGAGGGUUACGGAUACAGGCAGGGUGGGGAUUACUCCUAGACCUUGCAAAUAUGACACACACACACACACAGACACAGACAUACACAAACAUAAACAUACAGUGGCGCAAAAAAGUAUUAAAAAAAACAUCACAAGUCACAGUUGAAAACGUGUAAAUUCCAUUGCAUUAAAUAACAAGAUAUCAAACCAAGUGCAAUCUGCAACAAAUCAGCUUUUCUUUAGUGGAUGUAUGAAGUGUCCAUUUGAAGUCUUUUCAUAAA
Messenger RNA from Rhinichthys klamathensis goyatoka, 2615 nucleotides. RefSeq names its product solute carrier family 17 member 6b (gene slc17a6b). The record is from RefSeq and is a predicted model, not a curated record. Gene Ontology annotation, cellular component: excitatory synapse; synaptic vesicle membrane. Bases 637 to 2394 code for a protein of 585 amino acids. Gene Ontology annotation, biological process: monoatomic anion transport; synaptic transmission, glutamatergic; regulation of synapse structure or activity. Gene Ontology annotation, molecular function: neurotransmitter transmembrane transporter activity; L-glutamate transmembrane transporter activity. Lineage: Eukaryota; Metazoa; Chordata; Actinopteri; Cypriniformes; Leuciscidae. The transcript has 12 exons.